CCGUUGACAGUCAGUAUUGACAGUCAUUUGACAGUUCAAAAAUUAUUCUGGUAAAAAAAAAACAGAAAACAAAUGGAUGAUUAUCGUUAAACUAAUUUUAUUAAUUUAUAAAUUUGUUUAAGAAACUUCAGGAUCGCAUUUCUUCAGCGGUGCUAACAAAAGGAGUAAAAAUAGACUCGGUGUGGGGUUGGGCGUCUCCGCCCUUGCGUUUACAACUGGCCCCACAUCUACGUGGGCCUUGUAGAAUGGGUGAAAUGACUGGGGGAGACAGACCACCUUCUCCAGCUCGUCUAUCACACUCUUCUGAAAAGCACCCCAAGAACACUCUCACUGAGCUCAACUUGCUUCGCAGACACAGAGAACUCUGUGAUGUAGUAUUAAAUGUGGGUUCAAGAAAAAUUCUUGCACAUAGAGUUAUUUUAAGUGCCUGCAGCCCAUAUUUUAGGGCAAUGUUCACAGGUGAACUAGCAGAAUCCCGCCAAACUGAAGUGACUAUUCGUGACAUAGAUGAGUCAGCUAUGGAUCUCCUAAUUGAUUUUUGCUACACAUCGCACAUUGUGGUAGAAGAAUCAAAUGUUCAAAUGUUACUUCCAGCAGCUUGUCUUUUGCAGUUAACUGAAAUUCAAGACAUUUGUUGUGAAUUUCUAAAACGACAGUUGGAUCCGUCAAACUGUUUAGGAAUUAGAGCAUUUGCAGAUACUCAUUCUUGCCGGGAAUUAUUAAGAAUCGCUGAUAAAUUUACACAACAUAAUUUUCAAGAAGUGAUGGAAUCCGAGGAAUUUCUGUUAUUACCAGUAGGUCAACUUGUAGACAUUAUUGCAAGUGAUGAAUUAAAUGUGCGCACAGAAGAACAAGUGUUUAAUGCGGUUAUGUCUUGGGUUAAAUAUAAUGUGUCCGAUAGAAGGCAACAUUUGCCUCAAGUUUUACAACAUGUACGUUUGCCCUUAUUAAGUCCAAAAUUUCUUGUUGGUACAGUGGGAUCAGAUUUGUUAGUGAGAUCCGAUGAAUCAUGCAGAGAUUUAGUGGAUGAAGCUAAAAACUAUUUACUAUUACCUCAAGAAAGACCUCUCAUGCAAGGACCGAGGACACGACCUAGAAAACCCACCCGAAGAGGAGAAGUUCUCUUCGCUGUUGGGGGAUGGUGUAGUGGAGAUGCAAUUGCAUCGGUAGAAAAAUUUGAUCCUCAAACGAUGGAAUGGAAAAUGGUUGCACCAAUGAGUAAACGUAGAUGUGGCGUAGGAGUAGCGGUUUUAAACGAUCUCCUCUAUGCUGUGGGUGGCCAUGAUGGUCAGAGUUAUUUAAAUAGUAUUGAAAGGUAUGACCCUCAGACGGACCAGUGGUCAUGUGAUGUGGCUCCUACUACGUCUUGUCGAACAAGUGUGGGAGUAGCCGUUUUAGAUAAUUUACUCUAUGCCGUAGGAGGUCAAGAUGGGGUUCAAUGUUUAAACCAUGUUGAAAGAUAUGAUCCUAAAGAGAAUAAAUGGACAAAAGUAGCUCCUAUGACAACACGUCGCUUAGGAGUAGCAGUAGCUGUGUUGGGUGGAUAUCUGUAUGCGAUAGGAGGCUCCGAUGGUCAGUCUCCUUUAAAUACAGUUGAAAGAUAUGAUCCUCGUCAUAACAAAUGGACACUGGUGAGCCCAAUGUCUACACGUAGAAAACACCUAGGCUGUGCUGUUUUUAAUAAUCUUAUUUAUGCCGUCGGCGGAAGGGAUGACUGUAUGGAAUUGAGUAGUGCGGAAAGAUAUAAUCCUCAUACUAAUUCUUGGAGCCCUAUCGUAGCUAUGACAUCACGAAGAAGUGGGGUGGGUUUAGCUGUAGUCAAUGGCCAAUUAUAUGCUGUAGGUGGAUUUGACGGCACAGCUUAUUUAAAAACGAUAGAAUUUUACGACACUGAACAAAAUCAAUGGAGGCUGUGUGGAUCGAUGAAUUACAGGAGGUUGGGUGGUGGUGUGGGUGUAAUGAGAGCACCUCAAACUGAAAAUCGAAUUUGGUAGUUUAAAAACUAUCAUGUUUUUUAAAAAAAUUUAUACUCAUAAGAAACAUUUCAUUGAAAUAAAUUAGUAACUAUGUCUUUAAUUUAUCGUCAUAAAAUUUCUGAAUUGUGGUAUUAUUUUUUUAAGGAAUAAUAGAACCACAGAGUUAUUAUCAUGUACCAUUGUGUACAGUCUGACUAUUAAGUUUUAAGACUGAUUUUAUUGUGCUGAAGUGUAUGGCGCUAUCUAUGUGCGGUUAACGGGACUACGUAGUGGGAAGCCUUCUGAGCUGCUGAAUAAAAUUUCAUCAGUAUAUGUGUAUCUACCACGAAGUUAUAACGUUUUGCAUGAAGCGAUUUUUUGGUAGUUGUCAUGGAAAUGCACAUUGAAUAGCGUUCAGCAAUCAAGUUCUGUUUUAAAACCGGUAAAACAGCCACGAAAACGUAUGAAUUGUUACAAUUGGCAUACGGUGAGGAGUGUAUCACGUCCGAUUGUGUUCUUGUAGUUCAGGCCAUUACGAUAUCUCUCGACCCACAAAAACACAGUCGGAUGUGAUACACACUCCUCACUAUACUCCGUUUGUAAUAAUUGAUAUGUUUCCGUGGCUGUUUCACAGACUUUAAAACAGAACUUGAUUGCUGUAAGCUGUUCAAUGGGCAUUUCCUACUAUAUAGUUCCAUUAACCCCACAUAUACAGGGUGUUUGUAAAUAAGUGCGAAAUAUUUUAGGGGGUGGUUGUCGAAGUUAUUUUGUGUAAAAAUCUUCAUAUAAAUGUUAGUCAAAAUAUGCUUUGUUUCCGAGAUACGGAGUGUUUAAAUUUAAAUUUUUUAUUUAUUUUUAUUAAUUAUUUCAGAUAGUUUUA
This is a messenger RNA of Anoplophora glabripennis (Asian longhorned beetle), 2835 nucleotides long. RefSeq names its product kelch-like protein diablo (gene dbo). Lineage: Eukaryota; Metazoa; Arthropoda; Insecta; Coleoptera; Cerambycidae. The coding region runs from base 246 to 1994 and encodes 582 amino acids. The record is from RefSeq and is a predicted model, not a curated record. Gene Ontology annotation, molecular function: protein binding. The transcript is spliced from 6 exons.